AGAUGUUGUCGUACACGAACGUCGACGUUGCAAACGCAUGAUGUUACAACUCACACCAUUUAUUACCGUGGCCAUUGGCUUCGGAGGUCCCAGGACCAAGCGCUACCCCGGGCUGCGGUAUGACCAUGGCUUUGCUAUGAAGAUUAGGCAAGUUUUGUUAAAGCUGUUACUUCAACAUACUUUUUGCUCUGGAGUGUGAUCGCUUACAACAAUGACAUUUUGAAGAACUCGUUUUUGAAGCGGAGCACGAGAAUAAUGCUGAACAUCAUGUCCAUAAUUCCAUGGCUGGUACACGAGUCUAGGCUUGUCAUCAAGGCACAAACGUAUCCAUUUCCAUUCCGAGGACAUAUAUGUUGGUGUUGGAAUGGAGCUCGUCAGAAGCAUCCUAUGAGUUCUAUUUUGCUGCAACUAGGCGUCAAGGACAUGCUCUUGGCUGAUUGCAAAUAUUUCCUGUGUUCUGAGGACUAGGCGAACUUCCAGAAUCAAUUAUUAUCAGAACAACAACGUGCGUUUACUGAUGGCACGUGAAGUGGG
Molecule: messenger RNA, 534 nt
Organism: Suillus clintonianus
Lineage: Eukaryota; Fungi; Basidiomycota; Agaricomycetes; Boletales; Suillaceae
Exons: 3
Coding region: 256-468 (70 amino acids)
Source: RefSeq, a predicted model, not a curated record